AUGGAGGCCUCGUGCGGCGGCGGCGGCGGUGGCGGCGGUCUGGUCCACAUCGACUUCCCGGAGAUCACCAGCGCGUUGUUGGCCAACCUCAACCAACAGCGGGUGGAGGGGAAACUCUGCGACAUCUCCAUCCACGUGCAGGGCCGGGUCUUCCGCGCCCACCGCGCCGUCUUGGCCGCUUCUUCCCCUUACUUCCACGACCAGGUCCUCCUCAAGAACAUGACCUCCAUCGUCCUGCCCAGCGUCAUGGAUCCCGGCGCCUUCGAAACCGUCCUGGGCUCGGCCUACACCGGCCGCCUCUCCAUGGCCCCCGAGGAGAUCGUCAACUUCUUGACGGUGGGCAGCGUCCUCCAGAUGUGGCACAUCGUGGACAAGUGCACCGAACUCCUCAAGGAAGGCCGAGCCGCCCCGGCGCUGCCGGCCCACUCCAGUCGCACCAGUGACAACCAGUCCCCCAGCAGCAGCAACUACUUCAGCCCCCGCGACGCCGCCGAGGGGAACGACCCCCCCAAAUACGCCCCGCGGGGGGUCCCCGAGGAGGUGGGCAAAGGGGGGACGGGGGACCUGCUGGAGGGGGAGGAAGGCAGCGAGGACGGGGACGGCGCCCGACGGCCCCUCUACGUCCAACCCAGCAUCGUCCCCCAGAAGCAGUGGGUCUACGUCAAACAGGAGUGGCUUCAGGAGGACCUGGUCCUCACCUGCGAGGAGGACGAGGACCCCGUGGAAGGACCCGCCCGGACGGAUGGACCUCCUCGAGGCUGUGCCACCGCCGCCGUGGUCCCCCCUCACUGGGUUCCAUCACAUCUGGACAACUGGGUCCCAUCGUGCCUGGACAGAUGG
Molecule: messenger RNA, 840 nt
Organism: Charadrius vociferus (killdeer)
Lineage: Eukaryota; Metazoa; Chordata; Aves; Charadriiformes; Charadriidae
Gene: ZBTB22
Product: zinc finger and BTB domain containing 22
Exons: 2
Biological process (GO): regulation of transcription by RNA polymerase II
Molecular function (GO): RNA polymerase II cis-regulatory region sequence-specific DNA binding; protein binding; DNA-binding transcription factor activity, RNA polymerase II-specific
Source: RefSeq, a predicted model, not a curated record